This is a messenger RNA of Closterium sp. NIES-65, 1749 nucleotides long. Lineage: Eukaryota; Viridiplantae; Streptophyta; Zygnematophyceae; Desmidiales; Closteriaceae. The record is from the annotation of a GenBank genome assembly.
AUGCGGCCGUACGAGAACCGUGCGCCCAAUGACACGACACUCCGUACGCCGAACCGUGCGCCGAACGGUACGCCGGCGGAGAAGAAACGGAACGGCACGACGAGCGUCGUCCGGAAAGCAGCCAGCGCUGUCAAGAAGACACUCAGCUCGAUCACUGUAACGAAGACGAGGCUUAUAACGAAAAAGAGCACGCUAACGAGGACAACCGAGGCGGAAGGGGGGCCAUCGCCUCCCGCCAAGCGUAGAAAGCUCGAUAGCGCGGGUCACGAUCAGACUGGCAAGGGGGGCGGAGAGGAGGGAGAAGCAGGCAAGGAGGGGGAGAAGCAGGGCGUGUGGUGGUCGUUUAAACUUCCGGAAGUGAGCCUCAAAGACCCUAAUAAAUCGUUAAUGAGUGAGCUAGUAACGCGGAAGAUCGGCGGAGGUUCAGGGGUCAAGGACGGGGGUUUAGCGGCGAAGAACGUGAACGGAAUGGCGGAGGGGAAGGGGCCGGGGGCAGCGGCGGUGAAGGGCGCGGAUCAAUUAGUGGCGGCCCCCGGCCACGCGCGCGACUUUUCUUUCCGCCGCGACGUGCAAGCAACGUCACUCUUCCGUUCCAUACCAGUGCUCGCACAAGACAUCUACGCGCGCUUCCCCGGGAAGGUGGUGUACCGCCGCGAGCGCAAUGGGGUGGAGGCAGCAGCGAGGGAGCUCUAUGCAGCUGUUAAGAAUGGGGCCAACGACAGCAGCGGCAAAGUGGCGGUGGGGCUGGACUGCGAGUGGAAGCCCACGUGGGGGAAAGGCCCGGAGAAUCCCUGUGCACUGCUACAGCUCUGUGCCAACGCGGACGUCUGUUAUCUCUUCCAUCUCAAGUUCACCGGAGUUCCCGAGACUCUCCGUGCAUUUCUCAAGGAUGCUAGCGUGGUCAAGACAGGUGUAGGUGUGACAGAGGACGGCCGGAAGCUGAGGAAAGAUUUCGGUGUUGAGGUGAAUGGGCUGGUGGACUGUUCGCCUCUAGCACAGGAGAAGGCAGUGGUGCCGGAUGGAGGGCAGAUGGUGGGGCUCAAGACGCUCACCCGCCUUGUGCUGCAGAAAGAGCUCGCCAAACCAAAGAGAGUCCAGUGCAGCAACUGGGAGGGCUUCCCUCUUACUGAUGCCCAGCUUAUUUACGCGUCAACAGACGCGUUUGUGUCGCUGAGAAUCUUCCAGGAACUUGACGCCAUGCCGAGCCCGUGGGAGGGAGGAAAUGGACAUGUGUCGGCAGCAGUGGCAGAAUCUGCGAUGGCUGUAUCGGUGGCAGCUGCUGCAGCAGCAGCAGCAGCAGCAGCAGCAGCAGGAGGAGAAAGAGAAGAGGAUGACAAAAAGGAGAGGCAGGAGAAGACGAAUAAAGAGACAGUAGGAAAGCAGAAGGGGAAGGAGAGGGAGGAAAAGAAGGGGAAGGAGGGGGAGGAAAAGAAGGGGAACGAGGGGAAGAAGAGCGCGAAUGGGAAGGAGGGGCAAGCAGAUGUGGAAGCACAGACGGGGAAGAAGAGCAAGAGGAAGCAGGAGGCACCCGAGGAGGGCAAGAGCGCAGCAAGAGCAGAUGCUGGUGAAAGCAAAGCAGCAGAGGCAGACGGACCGAGAAAGAAGAGAAGAAAGCAAGGGAGCGCAGGGGAAGGCAAGGGUGAUGGUGGGAGCAGCGGCAGCAAGGUGGGGAGCUUGAAAGAAGCUGCUGCAGACACGGCGAGCAGGUGGAUGGAGCUGAUUAAAAAGGCCACCACACGACAAAAGUAG